This is a messenger RNA of Nycticebus coucang (slow loris), 6069 nucleotides long. RefSeq names its product protein phosphatase 1 regulatory subunit 12A (gene PPP1R12A). NCBI's taxonomy places the organism in Eukaryota, Metazoa, Chordata, Mammalia, Primates, Lorisidae. Gene Ontology annotation, molecular function: enzyme inhibitor activity; phosphatase regulator activity; protein kinase binding. Gene Ontology annotation, cellular component: A band; Z disc; cytoplasm. The transcript has 25 exons. The record is from RefSeq and is a predicted model, not a curated record. Gene Ontology annotation, biological process: signal transduction. The coding region runs from base 616 to 3708 and encodes 1030 amino acids.
CUCCAUUCCAUUCAAAUAACAUAGCCAAUAGGAAAAUCCUCCGCCCUGAGCAAACGACUCGGCGCAGCUGAGACAGCCCCGAAGGCAGGUCUGCGCCUUCCAGCCACACUGCUGGCCUCCGAAACCCGGCGAGCCCUCAGCAGGGCAGGACAAUCUUCCUUCCUGACCUCCUCCCUUCCAGGUUGGCCCCAACCCCCGCAGCCCGUCGGUCCCCGGCCACACCCGCUUCCCUCCGGUGGCCUGGCCGCCCCCGCCGCAGUUCGCGGGAGCGUUCUUCCUGGGGCGGGCGCGGGCGCGGGCCCAGGGCGCAUGCGCACUGGCCGAAGGGCGCCUCCCUGGCUGGAUCUCGCGAAGUUACGUUAGAUUGGCCGCCGGUGACGGGUGGCCGUGCUGGGGGCGGGAGGGCUUCUGGGGUAGGAAGGGAGGUCCGCUUGGCCCGGCACGCCGCCCCAGUGCUCUGUGGGAUACUGGAAGUCUCCAGCGUCUCCUCCUGAUUCCCAGCCCUCCUCUGGCCCAUACUCUUAGAAACAGACACACACCCCCUGCCUCCCCUCUUCCCUCUCCGCCUCUUCCCUCCCCCCCUCGCGAUAAGAAGACCCGGCGGCUGAAGAGGGGAUGAAGAUGGCGGACGCGAAGCAGAAGCGGAACGAGCAGCUGAAGCGCUGGAUCGGCUCUGAGACGGAUCUCGAGCCUCCGGUAGUGAAGCGCCAGAAGACCAAGGUGAAGUUCGACGAUGGCGCCGUCUUCCUGGCUGCUUGCUCCAGCGGCGACACGGACGAAGUCCUCAAGCUGCUGCACCGCGGCGCCGACAUCAAUUACGCCAAUGUGGACGGACUUACUGCCCUGCACCAGGCUUGCAUUGAUGAUAAUGUUGAUAUGGUGAAGUUUCUGGUGGAAAAUGGAGCAAAUAUUAAUCAACCUGAUAAUGAAGGCUGGAUACCACUACACGCAGCUGCUUCCUGUGGCUAUCUUGAUAUUGCAGAAUUUUUAAUUGGUCAGGGAGCACAUGUUGGAGCUGUCAACAGUGAAGGAGACACACCUUUAGAUAUUGCGGAGGAGGAAGCAAUGGAAGAGCUACUUCAAAAUGAAGUUAAUCGGCAAGGUGUUGAUAUAGAAGCAGCUCGAAAGGAAGAAGAGCGGAUAAUGCUGAGAGAUGCAAGGCAGUGGCUGAACAGUGGUCACAUCAGUGAUGUCCGACAUGCAAAGUCUGGAGGGACAGCUCUUCAUGUUGCAGCUGCUAAAGGCUACACAGAAGUUUUAAAACUUUUAAUACAGGCAGGCUAUGAUGUUAAUAUUAAAGAUUAUGAUGGCUGGACACCUCUUCAUGCUGCAGCUCAUUGGGGUAAAGAAGAAGCAUGUCGCAUUUUAGUGGACAAUCUGUGUGAUAUGGAGAUGGUCAACAAAGUGGGCCAAACAGCCUUUGAUGUAGCAGAUGAAGACAUUUUAGGAUAUUUAGAAGAGUUGCAAAAGAAACAAAAUCUGCUCCAUAGUGAAAAGCGGGAUAAGAAAUCUCCACUAAUUGAAUCAACAGCAAAUAUAGACAAUAAUCAGUCACAGAAGACCUUUAAAAACAAAGAGACAUUGAUUAUUGAGCCAGAGAAAAAUGCAUCACGUAUUGAAUCUCUAGAACAAGAAAAGGUAGAUGAAGAAGAAGAAGGAAAGAAAGAUGAAUCUAGCUGCUCUAGUGAAGAAGAUGAGGAAGACGACUCAGAAUCGGAAGCUGAGACAGAUAAGACAAAACCUGUAGCAUCCGUAACUAAUGCCAACACUUCUAGUACACAAACAGCUCCUGUAGCUGUUACAACACCUACUGUGUCAUCAGGUCAGGCCACACCCACGUCACCUAUUAAAAAGUUUCCAACCUCAACUACAAAAGUUUCUCCGAAAGAAGAAGAGAGAAAAGAUGAGUCUCCUGCAUCUUGGAGGUUAGGACUUAGAAAGACCGGCAGUUACGGUGCACUUGCGGAGAUCACAGCAUCUAAAGAAGCUCAGAAAGAAAAAGACACUGCAGGUGUUAUGCGCUCAGCUUCCAGUCCUAGGCUUUCCUCCUCUUUGGAUAAUAAAGAAAAGGAGAAAGAUAGUAAAGGAACUAGGCUUGCCUAUGUUGCACCUACAAUACCAAGACGACUAGCCAGUACCUCUGACAUUGAAGAGAAAGAAAACAGAGACUCUUCAAGUUUGCGACCAAGUAAUUCUUACACAAGAAGAAAAUGGGAGGAUGAUCUUAAAAAAAAUAGCUCAAUUAAUGAAGGAUCAGCAUACCAUAAAAGUUGCUCCUUUGGUAGAAGACCAGAUGAUUUGAUUAGUUCUAGUGUUCCAAGCACCACAUCAACACCAACAGUUACCUCUGCAGCUGGGCUUCAGAAAAGCCUGCUUUCCAGCACAAGCACUACUACUAAGAUUACAACGGGUUCUUCCUCAGCAGGCACACAAAGCAGUACCUCAAAUCGUUUGUGGGCUGAGGAUAGUACUGAAAAAGAAAAGGACAGUGUUCCUACGGCAGUGACCAUUCCCGUUGCUCCAACUGUUGUAAAUGCUGCAGCUUCUACCGCAACCCUGACCACAACUACUGCUGGCACUGUCUCCUCCACGUCAGAGGUCAGGGAAAGACGCAGAUCAUACCUCACUCCUGUUAGGGAUGAAGAAUCUGAAUCCCAAAGAAAAGCAAGAUCUAGACAAGCAAGACAGUCUAGAAGGUCAACCCAGGGGGUGACAUUGACUGAUCUUCAAGAAGCUGAAAAAACAAUAGGAAGAAGUCGUACCGCCCGAACCAGAGAACAAGAAAAUGAAGAAAAAGAAAAAGAAGAAAAAGAAAAACAGGAUAAAGAGAAGCAAGAAGAGAAGAAGGAAUCAGAAACAUCUAGAGAAGAUGAAUAUAAACAAAAGUACUCUAGAACAUAUGAUGAGACUUAUCAGCGUUAUAGGCCAGUAUCAACUUCAAGUUCAACCACUUCGUCCUCUUCACUUUCUACUAUGAGCAGUUCACUCUAUGCUUCAAGUCAACUAAACAGGCCAAACAGUCUUGUAGGUGUAACUUCUGCUUACUCCAGAGGAUUAGCAAAAGAAAAUGAAAGAGAGGGAGAAAAAAAAGAAGAGGAAAAAGAAGGAGAAGAUAAAUCACAGCCUAAAUCAAUCAGAGAACGACGGCGACCAAGAGAGAAAAGAAGAUCUACAGGAGUUUCAUUCUGGACACAAGAUAGUGAUGAAAAUGAACAAGAACAACAAUCAGAUACAGACGAGGGAUCCAAUAAGAAAGAAACUCAGAUGGAUUCCAUUUCUAGAUAUGAAACCACUUCCUCAUCAGCUAGUGAUCGGUAUGAUUCCUUGCUGGGUCGCUCUGGAUCAUACAGUUACUUAGAAGAAAGAAAACCUUAUACUAGCAGGCUAGAAAAGGACGACUCAACUGACUUUAAAAAGCUUUAUGAACAAAUUCUAGCUGAAAAUGAAAAGCUGAAGGCACAGCUACAUGAUACAAAUAUGGAACUAACGGAUCUUAAAUUACAAUUGGAAAAGGCCACCCAGAGACAAGAAAGAUUUGCUGAUAGGUCGCUAUUGGAAAUGGAAAAAAGGGAACGAAGAGCUCUAGAAAGAAGAAUAUCUGAAAUGGAAGAAGAGCUCAAAAUGUUGCCAGACCUAAAAGCAGACAACCAGAGGCUAAAGGAUGAAAAUGGGGCCUUGAUCAGAGUUAUAAGCAAACUUUCCAAAUAAAAAAAAAAAAAGCAGCAAGUAACGGAAUUGCACAUGAUUAGUGACCCAGUGGACCAUGAUUGACAGUCACCAGAAGCCUGGGAAGAACCCUUGGAGACUGUCAUUUCUGGAUAUCCUGCCAAAUGCCCUCUUAUCUAGAAUUUUUGUUUCAUUUUGUUUAAUUUACUCGGGUUUUUGUUGGGGUUUUUUUUUUUUUUUUUUAUCAAGACCAUUGUUUCAUGUUAAUGCAGCUGCUGAGAAGAUUUUUUUUUUAAAUGACUGAGAAAACUUGUUUACAGCUCCAGCAUAUAAGGAAAGUGUUCAAGGCCAGAUAUGCCUCAGAUAUUUAACCAGUAAGCCUUAGUUGUACAUAAAUACUUUUCGUGUCAACAAAAACUUCGAGCUCUCACAGAAGACAGUUAUUCAACAUUUUUUGAUGUGCCACAGUUUCCAAUUUUUUGAUAUUUAAUUUUCUUGGCUUUACGUCUAAGUUUGGGUUUGUAUUUUUUCCUUCUAACUCUUCAUGUGGCAGAGUCUUCUAUGUUUCCACAGCGUUUUCAUUUACAGAAAAGAACACUUGCUCUUCUGCCAUUACUGUCAUGUAGUAGGCUAAUGCUGUCCUGUCUCCCACCCUGAACUGAAGUGCUCGGUGGAACAUUUGCUUUCACUGUUUGUGCAAUAUGCAUUUAUUUCUUAUAUGAAUGCUUUAAAGUCAUUUGAGAUUAGAUCUUUUAAAUCCUAUUUCCUGCCUUCAUUGGUCACUUUUUGUUUUUGUUUUUUACUAUUGUAGUAUGAGAUAUUAGAAUCUGUAAUCUUCACAUUCAUUUUAGCAGGUACUGAGUGAUGCUGUAUAUACAAAUAAGUGUAUUGUUUUGAUUUUAGACCACCACAUGGCAUGCUUGACUAUUUUCUUACUUCAAAUGUCUGUUAUUGCAAAGUAGGCUACUCCAUGAUAGUGUUAAAAACAAAAUUUGCUAACAAUGUGAUAUAAAGACUUCACAAGUUACACAUUAUGUGGAGCCCUAUCUUUACAAAAGUUUUCUACUGUAAAGUGCUUUUACUUUUAUUUUCAGUUUUCAUUUGAUAGUAUUCAACCAUAAAGUUGCAAAAGAUAAUUGCUUCACAUUUCACAUAUCUAUAUUUAUCAGAGUGCUGUCUAAAACUGUUGUGCUAGCCAAAAUAAUGCUAUGAAAUCAUUUCCAGACUUAACCCGUGAGUUAAUGUUAAAUGCACUGUUAUUGCCAUGUGAAGAGGCAUUGACUUUGAUACCACCAUCAUGUUCAGACCAUUUUAUACAUUUCAGUGGCCUUUUUUUAAGGGAAAAAAGCAAAAGCAAAACCAAGUGCGUAGUAAAGAUGGCUUUUAUUUGGACAAAUAGCUUUUAUAUUUUCAUUAAACCAUGCAAAAAAUAUUACAUCUUUCUGGCACAUAACUGUCUCCUUAACCACUGAACAGUUCAGCCAUUUGAGUAAAUUGUACAUUGUAAAGCUUAUAGUAGCUGAUUGUAUUAUUGAUUGUAUUGUAUAUUAUAUUAAAUGUGAAUUUGCACCCCUCCAUUUUAAAAGGUCAUUGUGUUCUACUGCCUAUUUUAGAUUACCUUGGGGUUGGGGCAGGGUGUUUUGGUAAGCAGGAUUUUAAGUCCUCUCUCUCUUGAUUGGUUUUAUGAAGAUAUAAGGUUAUGCUCUUACUACCAAGCUCAGGAUUCUUGAUUUUAAAGGUACAAGGAUAGUUGUGGGAAUUUUAUUUUUGGUUAUAUUUGAACUGUAUGAAUGGUGGGUCUGAAUAUUGAGAAUUGCCAUGGUCUUUUAUGGAGGUAAAAUAUACAGAUAACAGAUCAGUUUGAGUGACUGCAACAUGUUCUGGUUGCACAGCAGUUAGGCAUGCUAUGGUUUAUAUUUGUGAAGUUUGGAUGCCUGUGAAGAAUGAUUAAAUACAUGUUUCUAAUAUUUUAGUGUUUUGUAUUUAGGUUAUUUAUUCUUUGUAUCUAAAACUGAACAGCUACUGUGCUAUAUUGAUUUUAUUGGUAGUAUUGAGCAGACCUUGUUUCUGCAUGAAACUAGUUGCAAAACCCACUAUUUUGGAAAUAAAAAUGUAUUUUGACAUAUACAAAUAAAAUGAAUAAAACUAUUUUAAAUGUGUGAACUUUUAAUGAAGACAUUUUAAAUUUGUUCUGAGAUAUUUAAAUUCUGCAUGGGUAUUUUCAUUAAUUGCUUUUCUUGGAUAUCAGUUUGAAUAAUUUUUGAAGUUGUAAUAUUGUGAUAAUUUGCACAGCAUUGUACAUGCACAUCUGUAAAUGCAGUCUUAAUUGCCAUAUUUAUGCAAUCUGUGUACCAAUUUGGACAAAUGUUUAUAUAUUUUACAUAAAGCUGUCUGUAUGCAGAA